Messenger RNA from Cercopithifilaria johnstoni, 1437 nucleotides. Lineage: Eukaryota; Metazoa; Nematoda; Chromadorea; Rhabditida; Onchocercidae. The record is from the annotation of a GenBank genome assembly.
AUGUUCUCAUUAUUAUCAGCAUUUAUUGUCUUUUCGAUAUUUCCCUCAGCGAUAAGUCUUAAGAUCGCAAUUAUCGGUGGAGGCAUUGGUGGUGCAUCUUCCGCAUAUUUUUUGCGGGCACUUGCACCAUCUGAAACCAACAUUGAGAUUCGCUUAUUUAAUCAAGGCAAUAUUGGAGGGCGGCUGACAACUGUUGAGAUGCAGUACAAUGGCAAGAAACGCAUGUUUGAGGCCGGUGGCAGUGUUUUACACCCUGCUAAUCUUUAUUUCAAGAACUGGAUGGAGAAGUUUGGAUUACAUAAGAAUAAGCCUCAUAAAAGGGGUAUUAUGGGCAUAUGGAAUGGUCAGGAAUUUGUGUUCCUGAAAAGUUCAUGGUAUCUCAUCACGUUUUACCGACUGCUGAAAAGAUACGGUUUUGAUCAAUUGAAAAGCCAUUUUGAAAUCAGAAGCCUUUUGUCGGAUUUCGAGAACAUUUACGCUAUGCUGGACCAGGGUAGAUCGUUUGAUACUGCGGAUGCAAUGGUAAUGGCAAUGUCAACCCAUCUUUCAAAAUUGGUAAAUAUGACAAUGGAAGAGAAUCUUGCUGACAGUGGAUAUCAUUAUCCAUUUAUCACGGAAUUUGCCAAUGCAGCACUUAACUGUAAUUAUGGACAAUCUGUUAAGGAGAUUAGAGCUUUUGCGGGGUUUGUGGGACUAUCUGGGUCUGUAUCUGGGCUUUACUCGGUUAAUGGCUCGAAUAAAAUUAUUGUCGAGAAACUGAUCGACUACUCGAAAGUUAAACUGAUUAAAGCGGAAGUGACCAGCAUUUCCAAAUGGAAUGACCAAUUUGUGUUAUAUGGAAGUGAUGGCCAGGAGCUUGACGCUAAUUAUAGUUAUGUCAUUAUUGCUGUGCCUUUACAUCAAAAGCAGCAAAUUCAAAUAGAAGAUGUAAAUUGGGAAAGCCAGCGAGGCAAUUUCAAACAAAUUAUCGCAACGUUUGUGGAGGGAUCACUGCGCGCAACACACUGGUCAUUGCCUAAGAGUUAUAUGUUGACUGCAGUAAUUUCGUGCAACAACAGUUUGUCAUACAAUUCAAUAGCACAGAUUUUACCUGUUGAUGAAGAAGAUGAAGGAAAUGAAUCCUUGACGAAAGCGGAUUCAAAUAAAAUAUGGAAAAUAUUUUCUAGCAAAAAUCUAACUGACACAGUGUUGUCGCUGUACUUUAGUAAAAUCAGAAAUGUUAAAAGGGUUUCAUUUCUGGCAUACCCAGAAUACAAGAAAUAUCCUGCUGACCGUCCUAAAUUCCGUGUAACGAAAAAUAUUUGUUUCGUGAAUGCAGUGGAAUGGUUAGCAAGUACUAUCGAAAUGAGCGCGAUUGGUGGUCGUAAUUGCGUUAACAUGCUUUUAGGUGAUUUAGAACUUAUUGGAAUUAAUAAAACUAUAAAAACGGAGCUGUAA